AAGCUGCUGCUGCUGACAGUUAUCACCGACCAGCUUUAGAAAAUAUAGAUUAGGGAUGAACAGUUGCUGAGAUAGAGGCAGGAGAACCCGAGGGGCAACACCGUAGGGACCGAGCGGAGAUUAAACGUGAGCUAAUUUACGCCGUUUAACGUUUACUCGGGAGUUGCGAUGGUCCAGUUGAGGGAUAUUUUCCUAGCUUUGCUUCUUGUGGAAUUUACAGUUUCACUGGAGGUGCAGAUCACACCUACUCACGGAGAGAUUAGUCUUGGAGAGUCCAAAUUCUUCAUGUGUGAAGUUGUAGGCGUUGCCAAACACAUAGACUGGUUUGGACCAAGUGGGGACAGGAUAGAACCGAACAGGCCAGACAUAACAGUAACCCGAAACGAUGAGUCAUCUUCCACCCUCACACUGUAUAAAGCUGGGACUGAAAAUGCAGGGACGUACAAGUGUGUCGCUACCAACGGAGACCAGCAAGGGGAGUCAACCGUCAAAGUGAAAAUCUUCCAAAAAAUCACCUUCACAAAUGCACCCUCACCUCAAGAGUUUACCGAAGGAGACAAUGCCAACAUUGUUUGCGAUGUCAUCAGUUCGCCUCCACCCACCAUCUUCUGGAAAUAUAAAGGAGCAAAAAUCCAAAUGGAAAAAGAUGUUCGCUUUAAGGUACUGAGCAACAAUCAUCUUCAAAUCCGAGGCAUAAAGAAGACAGAUGAAGGCUUAUAUACCUGCGAGGGACGCCUCAUGGCCCGCGGCGAGAUUGAUCUCCGGGUCAUCAAGGUCGUUGUAAACGUGCUCCCAACCAUUAGGGUAUGGCAGUCAGAGGUGAACGCCACAGCAGAUGUCGGGCAGCCUGCCAUGUUGACUUGUGCUGUUGAUGGCUAUCCUGAACCCAUGGUGACAUGGACAAGGAACGGAGUGGUUCUCGAUGCAGGAGAGAAGUACAGCUUCAAUGACGAUGGCUCAGAAAUGACAUUAAUGGAAGUGACCAAGCUGGAUGAAGGAGAUUACACCUGCAUUGCCAAGAACAAGGCUGGGGAGAGCGAGCAGGAACUCAGCCUGAGAGUGUUUGUCAAACCUAAGAUCACAUACAUCGUCAACCAGAGCACUUCAGAGAUGGAGGAGCAGGUAACUCUGACUUGCGAGGCAUCAGGAGAUCCGACGCCCACCAUCAGCUGGAGUGCCGGUGAUAACGUCUUCACCGAAGGAGAGCAGGCACAUCUAAACAGGAUCUAUCAGGCAUCAUGGACUCGGCCCGAGCAACACAAGAGUCUGGAUGGAAAUGUAGUGGUGAGGAGUGAUGCUCGUGUGUCCUCCCUCACGCUGAAGUAUGUCAAGUACACAGACGCGGGUCAGUACCUCUGCACGGCGCGCAGUGCCAUUGGAGAGGAUGAUCAGCUGGCAUACCUGGAGGUCCGCUAUGCCCCUAAGAUCCAAGGUGCAGUGGCUGUGUAUACCUGGGAGGGAAAUGCUGUCAAUAUCAGCUGUGAGGUCAAAGCUCAUCCCAACGAUGUAUCUAUUGUGUGGCUGAGAGACGGACUGCAGCUCCCCAACUCAAACACCACCAACAUUAAGAUCUUCAGAAGUCCAUCAGCAAGCUACCUGCAGAUAACCCCCGAGUCUGAAAAUGACUUUGGGAGCUACAACUGCACUGCUUCAAAUGAGAUGGGCACCGAGUCCAAGGAGUUCCUCCUCAUUCAGGCCGAGGUGCCAUCAGCUCCAUCCAUCAGCGAGGUGAGACCUUUCUCCACCACAGCUCAGAUUCAGUUUGAGGAGCCUGAAUCCACUGGAGGUGUUCCUGUGCUGAAAUACAGAGCGGAGUGGAAAGCUCAAGGCAGGGGCAGCUGGGUGCAGCGCAUCUACGAAGUCCAAGAUGGCUACACCGGUGAGGCGACCAUCACAGGCCUGAAGCCAGAGACCAGCUACGAAGUGAAGUUGUCAGCCAUCAACGGCAAGGGUGAAGGUGAAAGCAGCCCCGCUGAGUUCUUCAAGACGGAGCCUGUCCGGAAUCCCAAUCCUCCUAAGAUCGAAGGGGCACUUCAACCCAAAGGCAACUCCCUCAAGGUCAGCUGGAUCAAGCAGGACGAUGGCGGCUCGCCCAUUUUACAUUAUCUUGUCCGCUACAAACCAAUACAGUUGUCAGAGUGGAAACCAGAAAUCCGACUUCCCAGCGGCAGCGAGUAUGUGGUUCUUAGUGGGUUGGAGUGGGACACAGAGUACAAUGUCUAUGUGGUGGCAGAGAACCAGAAGGGCAAAUCCCAGCCAGCUACCAUGUCCUUCAGGACGUCCACAGAGCCAGAAGCCAUCCCAGAUUUGGGUGAUGAGGCAGCGGCUUGGGCAUCCAUGGGCAUCAUGCUCUGGGCAGGGAUCCUUGUUGUAGUAUUUGUACUCCUGCUGCUAGCUGUGGAUGUCACUUGUUACUUUGUCAACAAAUGUGGCCUCAUCAUGUGCCUCUGCGGAAAAUCGGGCACGGGGACCAAAGGGCACAACUUGGAGGAGGGCAAGGCAGCCUUCAUGAAAGAUGAGUCCAAAGAGCCAAUAGUUGAAGUCAGAACAGAGGACGAGUGCACAGCCAAUCAUAAUGCAGCAGGACCGACAGAACCCAAUGAAACCACACCUCUCACAGAGCCAGAGCUGGCGGCUUACACUGCUGCUCUGGCACUGGACACCCUCUCCUCCGUAGCCACCAACUCUGACACAGCCACUGCAACAAUUGACCCCGCUCAGGACAGCCCCUCUAGCGAGACCACUACCCUCACUUGUAGCCUGUCUACCCCGGCCAACGACCCCUCACCCACCCCUGUCCUGGCCCCGGCCCCGACUCCAGAGUCGAACACGGCGCCGCCGACUCCCCUCAUCUCCACCUCUGCCGUCGAAGCUAAAAUGGCCCCGUUAGUAGAACAAAGAGGAAGCGACACCCCGGAGGAACAGGAGAAAAUAACCACUUCUCCUCGUACCCCUGAAUGGACUAAACCUCAAAAAGCUGGGACACCGAUUCCACCGAAGCGUAGACACUCUCCUAAACUUGCCGCUAUGAAUGCUAAAGGUAGCCCGCCUGUAUCUCCACUGGCUACGUCUUCCCCAUCCUCCUCUCCUGCUCUCGACACCAAGAAACCUGCUCCGAAGCCACCGCUCAACAAGCUCCCCUUACAGCCACACACUGUAGCCUUAGACACCGAGACGCCAGCACAAACUGCCUCCACACUAGCAACCACUGCCCCUCCGAAACCAGACCCUGACUUAAACACAACUGCCCCUAAUCCUAGUGGGCUUAGCCUUACUGCCUUUGACACAAAAAACAAACCUGUUGAUCGAAACACUGACAAAGAUGCUGCGACUAGCUCUCCUCCAGUGAUCCACGGGGCUCUUAAAGUCCUGGAUGCUGAAGGACCUGCUCCUCUAGUUGCAGACGUCCCCUCUCCUUUACCUGUUACUCCUAUUCCUUUCACUCCUGCCCCCGCCACUGUCGAGGCGCUGAUUACUAAUGACCUUCUCACAUCGCCGUCUGACACGUACGACUUAGUAGCCUCUGAUGGGGGACCCAAAAAUGCAGAUUUAGAGUUAGAGCUGACGAACGGGACAGAGAGACCCCCCCUGGCAGACCUUAUUAGCUUAGAGAGCCCGCCCUCUGCCCCCUCUCUGCCCAAUGGAGACGGAGCAGACCUCCCCCCCUCAGGCCCAGUUCUGGAGGCGUCAGAGACUCUGGCCAAGACUGCUCCUCCUGUCAACGAUGAGAAGAUUUUUUCCGAUGAGAAAGGCAAACUGGAGGAGGCAGACUUAUCAAACGCCCUGACGGAGAUCGCUGCAGAACACAACAGUGUCAUACAGACAAAUACCACCGAGAGCAAAGCAUGAUGGGCCGGGGAACCCCCCCCACACACACAACCCCAGCCCAAUCCAAAACAUUUUGCAGCAGCGACGAGCGAGAAACACUGCAGGAGUUUUGAUUUCCAGUGCCCUUAACUACAUAUUCGAAACCACACACACACACACACACACACACAGACACACACACAGACACACACACACACACACACACAGUGUCGAUUGGUUUCUGGUUUCAUUCAUGAAAUGUUUACUACACCCAAGGAAUUUAUCUUUAGAUCAUAAGAGAUUUAUUUUAUUUUUUUAUUGUUAUUUUAUUUAACCAGUCAGGAAGAUUAAGGACAAUCUCUUAUUAUAAUGAUCGCUUGGUAAAUAUAUGAAAUUAGACUUUCUGUUCUGUGCUUUUAGUUUGAAAUGCAUCUGCGCAAAAGUAUUGGAUUAUCAAGAGAAAUGUAUAAAAAUAAAAAACCUGACUAUAUAUAGAAAUUAUUUUUCUUAUUUUCAUGUCUUACUGUUGAAAUGUAAAACUGUUUGCAUUUAUUUUAGUUUGGACUCUUAAUUUGUGGGCUUGUCUCAUUAAAUAGCUUGUUCUGCAUGUGUGACCUGCAAGUGGUUGUAAAGUUUUUGUUUACAAGGUUUAUUGUUUCACUUUGUCUGCUACAGGGAUGUUCCAUCUCUCACAGAUACCCUGGCAUUGAUUAAACACAGGCCCGACUUCAAUGUUUGGAUUAUAACCAUGUUUUUUAUGGUUAUAAAAAUACAGGAUUAGCCCACAGUCAGCUGCAGGGGGAAAGAGAGGGAGAGAGAAUCCCACAACACGUCAGAUCAGAUUUGGCCCAUUUUAUGAUUAAAAUAUUCAGUCUAUCACUGCCUUACCACAGUGCUGGUUAAAAUACUCGUCAAUCAAAUGGAUUUGACUAAAAAAGAACAACUCAUUGAACACACAGAAAAAGACAAACUGCCAGCAGAACUGCUGAUUCUCAGCCAAGGGUUGAACAACCGUGAAUCUUAUGAUCUUGAGCUAAAUUUACUAUUUGUUUGGGGGGCAACAACUGCUGCUGUUUCUUCCUCACAUUAAAGCAGAUCAAAAAGGUCUGGCUUCGUACUUCUGAGUUGUGCUUUCAAAGCAAGAAAAAGAAUAAAAACUCUAAAAAGCAUUUUUUGUACUAUUUAAAAACUACAAAGAUUUCUUUUCCAUUCCUGCCUGCAAGCUUGUGCACUGUGCCUGUGUGUCAAUAGAUUGUCUUGUCAUCAGUUUCUAUGAUAAUCUGCAUAGCUUUGUCGUGAGAGGUUUAGCCUAUUCUUUUUUAUUUACUAUAUUGUAUUAUUAGAAGAAAAGUACGAUAAAUGGACUAAUGUGGUCAUUAUAACACGUGUAGUGUAUGAAACUGUCCGUCUCUGGUCACAGCACUAUAUAUCGCCAGCUAUAGUGAAGGAAGGUGUUUUGAGCCUUGGCAUGAAUUCAGUCAGUACUUUAUAAUGUAUACAUGGCAGAUAGACGUGCCCAUGUUUGUUUGGGGGGAAAUAGUUCUCAUAUUGAUUUCAUGAGUGUUACCUUUGGGGCUUGUUCUGGCAUUACUACACAUUGUUUUUAUUUUCUCUCCCCCGGUUGUUAUUUAAGUGUUCUGUAAUGUGGUCUUUGAACUUUUUCUUUUCUUUUUUUAGUUUUUGUCUUUUUGUACAAAAAUUCACUCACCAAGAGCGACUGCUUGACAAGUUCAGGAUAAACAUUGGCAGGAAGCAGGGUGGUCCCACCUGAAACAGAAGAUACAACUUUUUUUUUUUUUUUUUUUUUUUUUUUAAAGCUUUGGAUUAAAUUGAAUACAGAUCGCAAGUGUAUAAGAACACGAAGACAAACUUUACUCACCUUCCACUGCUGUUACCUGACCACCUUGCUCCCUCGUCACUGGACGCUCCUUUUGGUUUUAUUGGGUCAAACUCAGAAAAUAUCUGUUGUGUACAGUCUGAGUGCUAACCCAUUUACAAAAUAAAAAAUGGUUUCCGAAUCUAA
Molecule: messenger RNA, 5830 nt
Organism: Centropristis striata (black sea bass)
Lineage: Eukaryota; Metazoa; Chordata; Actinopteri; Perciformes; Serranidae
Gene: ncam1b
Product: neural cell adhesion molecule 1b
Exons: 21
Coding region: 169-3849 (1226 amino acids)
Biological process (GO): cell-cell adhesion
Cellular component (GO): cell-cell junction; membrane
Molecular function (GO): cell adhesion molecule binding
Source: RefSeq, a predicted model, not a curated record